UGGUCUAGAGAAGAUACCGGUGAAUUUUCUCUAGGACUUAUCUCAGCCCAGAAGCAUAUGUUGGGCAUCUCUCGGGGUUGACAAUGCUGCUGAAGCUGAAACUAUCGUGUUUAAUCGCUCUUCCAUGCUUCCUGGGAUAAGCGGAGUCUCGAGGGAGAUUUGGAUUGGAGGAUCGCAGGGGGCGGGGGCAUUCACUGACCAUAUCGCUGUCAUCGGCAAACGACCCUACCCCCGGGCUUGUAGAGCAUCCUAGCCCAGUAGCAUAGUCUGGCGAGCGCUUUACGUUAAGCGUGUUGGCCCUAACGCUAUUGUACGCUGGCUCUCGUCGCAGAGGCCCAUUAAUCUGCACAGAAGGGAGAGGCGUUUCGCUGUUACGCUAGCCCAUUGGACGAGCAGUCGAGUGUGUGUACGCUUGUGUUAUAUUAUAAACUGGCGACGCACGGCGUUUGUGUAUAUCCCUUGCUCACAUCACAAAGCAAAGGGCACUGCGGCAAGCGCUUUUUAAUAAGUCAACAAAUAGCCCAUUGAUACAGCCAAGCGUUGCCAGAGUUUGUAGAACUGGUGGAAUCGCAGGAAUUAGGUUUGGUACCAGAAGUCCGGAUUUAGAAGUGGUGAUUUCCGUGGAUUGUACCGUCUUCAUCAGGCCUGAGACAGUUUACCCAGCAGACGACAGGUGAUUUAGCAGACGAUGGUGACUAGUGGACAAUGCGGAGGGUGAUAGCAGUUUUAGGCAGACCGGUGGAUCGUACCCUUCUUACAGUCCUGACUGUCGUCUGCUCACUUGUGGUAUGUGGGGUGAAGGGAGAUUGUCCCCAGGAUGUCAAGUCACAGGCUUAUAGCUGCUUCACGGCCUAUAGCAGCCAGUAUCAGAAUAUGCAGAACUCGCAGCGGAAGAUGUGCUGCGGUGUAGACGUGGAAACACUGCGCGCCUUCUGCAGCUCCUUCGUGCAAGCUAUGCAUUGCCUGGACGGCCUGAAGAGCAGGUGUCCUGCAGACAAACACAAGCUGAUUGACCAGACCAAGCAGAACUUGAAGGGGGCGGAACAAGGCUUACGGGACCUUUGCUCAGAUGAUAAUAUAUAUGAAAAGUAUGCCCGCCACCAAAACUGUUUCGCCUUGCAAGGGUACGUGUCGGAAGACUGCCUCACCAAGUAUAUGAACAACAGCAUCCGGCUUAUGUCAAAGGUCAACCGGAAGACGAUAGAGGAACUAUGCCGAGACAUGAGGAACGCCAUGAACUGCAUCAAGCCCAACAUCCAGGCGAUGUGUGGAGUGGAGGCCUCCAAGCUGGUCGAGAUCCUCAUCAAGCCCAUGGUCCGAGACAGUGCCCAGUGUAACUAUAACAUCAUACAUAUAGAGUCAACGGAGAAGCCCCAGCAACAUCAACCCGGCUACACCUCGAGCUCAAUGGAUGAUAAAAAUAAGUACAAAAGUAAAUACAUUACAGACAAUGGAAAUGGUGCCUCGUCACUUGUGACGUCACAUCCGGCAGCACUAACGGUUUUACUAAGUGUGAUAAUACUGCAGGCUGGACGCUGAUUGGCUAGCGGGACGGAGGAAACAGACACACCGUAUAUCAGCUAUCUAUACGGAUGUAACAUAUUUUAUUUUAUCUACUUGAUUGAAAAACCAAUAAUGUACAAAUAUCAGUGUUGGAAAACAUUUGACCGCCAACUUUACAAAUGUCCAUCGUGCAUGUGUUUGAUGAUAAUGUGAAACACCUUCUCUCUUAUAAAUAAUCAACUGCGCAUGUCCGUUCUGAUCAACAUCCUCUAGUACUUUGUACAUUAGCACAGAUGGCUGCAAAGCUCUUGAAUAUACGUUGUCAAAAUUGCAAAUUUCGUUCUUUGCAAAGAUUGUUUUUUAACAAUGUAAUCCAACCUUUUUAUAAUGUUUGGAUGUAGUGUGAUGGACAUAUGGGCAAUUAUGCACAUGAUAUCGGGUUUUCCUGUUAGAAAAUCUAAUUAAAACCAAGUUCAUAAGAUAAUCAUUUGACGGUGCCUUGUUCUUCUCAGAUCCAUGACUCCCAAAAUCUAAUGGAUUUUCGAAAAUAAUUAACAUGAAUCAUUUAAUUGUUUAUUUUGUCUAAUAUUGCAAACCAAUUCAACUUAAUAAUCAAUUUUUCAAUUAAAGCUUUAAAAGAAAUAUUAGGUGUAUUUGAACAGGAUUAUCAUUCAUAGGAAGAGAAUGUGUAUCUCUUCGAACUAGUGUAGCAUGUUUCUGCCACCCCUGCAUUUCGGUUGUGUAGCCAUGUAGGAAGUGCGUUUACUCUUUACGCAUAAAUACUCCGUUCGAAUCCUCACUUGGGUUCCAAGUAGUCAAUCCUACAAGCCCACUGAUUGUGUAAUCAAGUUUUUCAUGCAUAAUAAAACUGACAUAUAACUUCGCCAGUAUAAUUAUAAACCCGAUAUUGUCUGCAGCUAAGGCAUAAUGCUAUUAUAGAUUCAAAUGAAAUCUCUCCACAUUGUACUGUCUUAUCAUCCUCGGUGUUCCAGGGAAUUGUAUCAUGAUUCUAUGAGCUUCGUUUUGAGCCAGAUUCUAACUAAACGAUGCUAAAGAUGACCGUCCAAUCAAGUUACUGUUAUAAGCAGUCGAGAUGGAGAUGCUGGCGAAGCUGUGGUGACAGAUGGGUCCAGGGUAUACAUACUGCUAUUAUACCCUUGAACACCGAGGAUGAUGUCUUAUAUACAUACGGUGGCUUGUAUUGCCAGAUUUAUGCUUAUACUCUAUUUAUAUGGACAAGAGUACAGCUUCGUUCAACAGUUUUAUUAUUACCUAUGCUUUAUUGAAGGAGUCCAUGGACGAGAUGGUUGUAGGUUUUUGUAAGUUAGACGUCUCUGCCAUUGAAAUUUUGGUUAAGGAAAACUAUUAUUGUCACAGAUUACCCAAGCAAGUUUCGUGAAGUUUUGUCCCAAGAAGGGAACGUGCGACAUAUUUUAGUAGUUUUUGAUCUGUAUAUUACCCUUUUUGAUGACGUCAUCAAUAUUUGCUGUCAAUCUCGUUUUCAAAAUGGCGGGUGUUGAACAUUUUCAUGUCAAUAUAUGAUUGCUUUCUUGACAUUGGUGACUGUAUGGUGUAUAGUAUUUAACAUACAUUAUUUGUAAAUACAUUAUUGAAUAAAUUUGAUGAUGUUUUACCAGAA
Haliotis rubra (blacklip abalone) is the source of this 3142-nucleotide messenger RNA. RefSeq lists its product as uncharacterized. The record is from RefSeq and is a predicted model, not a curated record. Lineage: Eukaryota; Metazoa; Mollusca; Gastropoda; Lepetellida; Haliotidae. The coding region runs from base 706 to 1539 and encodes 277 amino acids. The transcript has 6 exons.